AUGGAGGCAGAUGUUUCCUUUCGUGGCCUAGUGCGGCAAUGUGCACUGAGGAAAGAAUUGACCGGAGCUCAACUGGAAGUUGCAAAGGAAGGCCUUCUCCACCAGCUCUCGGAUCAGAUCAGUGUAGCCCUGCACGAGCAUGCAGCAAAGCUGCAUGAACAACUGAAAUCGUUGCUGGCAGUUCAGGAGCAGCGUGCUAGACAUGCAGAGACAGCCAUUGAGUCAAUCUUCAGGGAUGCCGUGGCGUGUCCUUUCAGUGCGCUGGAGUUUGGACUUCCAGGUGAGGUGGAGGAGACUUGGGCAGAGCACACCAAGCCAGAAGCAAAAGUUGCAGAGCCACCUUUGGCCCUUGAGCCGCCUCCUCCGUGUGAGGAGUUCAGGGUUUUGCUUCAGGGCGAGGCAACCGUGCGAGCGGAAUUUCAAGAGGCCUCAGGGUCAGAUCCUGUAAACUCAGAUGCUAACGCUAACCUCAUUGCGAUCCUGGGUGCAAUACCUGGCCUCAUCCAGUCAUCGCUGGCAGUUCAAGAGCAGUGGCACUAUGACUGCUUGCGGAAAUGGACGUCGCGCCAAGAAAGCAAACAACAAGAGGCACGCGCACGGCUUGAAGACCUCCUUCGCAAGUACCGGCAUGGUGAUAGAAAACCAGCUGGAAGGAAUGUAAGAGGUCAAGGCAUACCUCACUUGAACACGGCCGAUACAAUAUCGACUCCUCCGGAAAUGAUGAGUGAGGUGGUGCAGUUUACUCCAAACCCAACGCCAAAGGCAGCGGAAGCAGCGGUAGAAGACAUUGUGACAGCCAAAGAGACGCUGGCCAUUUCGCAGGCUACUACCACUGGCAAUGAGGAAGAACGAAGAUGGAUUUGGUAUCCAGCUUUGAACCCACCGAAUUGGCGCCGGAGUGGCUUCCUUCUCCUUGAAGAUUCCAAUCACUACAUUCUCGGACGGAUAAUCUCAGGAUUCAUGGUUGCUGUCAUCAUGGUGAGUACUGUGUCCUUCGUCAUAGAGACUUUGCCGAACUUCAAGGAUCGACCACAGCGUUGUCAAGAGCUGCUGGCAGCUGGUGCGGCGCUCACAGUUAAAGCGUGUGAGCCCGUGCCGCGGCCGAUUUUCUCUACGCUGGAAGCUAUUUGCAUCGAAGCUUGGUAUCAUGAUUUGUGGCUUGGCAUGAAGUUCACAAACUUUUCAUGGGUCGCUCCUGGAAUCGUCACAGGGAAUCGAUGUCCCAAACCGAAGGACAGCAUUUAUCGGUGGCAUCAGUGCCUUUGGUUCUCCUGCUUUGGAAGCCUAGCAACAUUUACCAUCUUGGCUGCUUGUGAAAAAGAUCUCGAGCGUUUUGGAGGUGGUGAAGGGGAAUUUCUACCAGGGACUGCAACAGCAGCUUCAACCGAUGGGAACACUGCUUCAUCGAAUCACAUGGCCACACUGGUGCCAACAUUCGAUCCGUCAAAGGAUGACUUAGAACAGUAUACGCAAAAGGUAGAACUGCUUAGUGAGAUUUGGCCUGCAACAAAAAUCAAUGAGUUGAUUACUCGCCUCAUCUUGAACACAAGUGGAACUGCUUUUCAGAAACUUCAGCUGAACAAUCCCCGGUGGAUGAUGACAAAUGACAAGAAAGGAGUGCAACUACUGGUCCAGCUCCUUGGCGGCCAGUGGGGAAAAGUCAAUUUGGAGAAAAAGUAUGACAUCGUGGAGAGAGCACUUUUCCGUUGCCUUCAGAAACAAGAUGAAUCCAACGAUUCUUUCCUAGCCCGUUGUGACGUUGUUUGGUCUGAACUUCUAGCCAAGAAGGUGCAGUUGGAAGAAAUCCAAUCGUACAUACUCAGAGGGUCUCGUUUGAGCACAGAGAAUAAGAAACGUGUCAUUGUUGAGAGUGAAUCAUCGUCAAGUGGAGUUUUGAACAUGGAGAAGGUCACACAAUCUGUUCGCAUGCUUGGUACUUCAUUUUUCAAUGAGAUGAUUGGUCAAAAGGUCUCCAAGGGCAAGAUUUAUGAAUCCCAAGUGAUGCUAACUGAAGAUCAAGAUGACUUUCAACAUGAUGAGUCUGCAGACGUAGCUGAUGAAUAUACCGAGGAUGAGUUUGUAGGUCAGUUACUGCAAGAUGAUGAUGAAGAUGCAGCCUUGAUUGCCGAUUAUGAAUCGAGGGCCGCAGAUGUGCUGCAAGGAGACAGUGACCUUGCUGCCACAUACAACGCAUACGCAGAUGCCAGGAAUGAACGAAUCACAGAGCAACCUGAGAGCCGUUUUGUGGCAUCCGUGAGAGAGCAGCCAGCAGUAGCAUAUUUUUCCACGUAUGGCACUUGUGGCAUACUUGACACAGGUCUGGGUCUCAAGAUUGCAAUCGUGCCUGGCGAAACACCGCUGCUGCUGUCCAACACACUCCUGAGGACUCUCAAAGCCAGUUUGAACAGCGAGCAUCACACGUUGUCCAGUCCUUUGUUGAACCAGGAGAGCCAUGGCAUGGUGCCUCUGAAGAACCCCGAAGAUCUGCAAGGGGUGAUGUUGCCUCGAUCCAAAUGCAUGCCCAAGAGCAAGGCCAUGCCGGCACAUCAAGUGCCUGUGGAGGUGAUCCAGGAGAUUGUGGAUCCCAGCGACCCGUGGGAUGUCAUGGACUACACAGCACUGCAACAGGACCAGACCAACGAGAUGAUCGAGGCACUCCAAGCUCGAGUACUGAACAUGGAAGGUGCCAUCAGCGAGAUCUUAGGAGCCAAGAGAAGAUCCGUUUCUGCCGGUGUCCAAAGUGCCAAACGAGCAAAACUGAAAGAGGGUAGCAUCAAAAGCUCACUAACUGGCGAUGAUGAACUACCCACACAUGCCAAAGCAUGUGAGGAGACGUCCGAGGGCUUACGUUUCCGGGAGAUGUUAGCUCGCCGAGAAACAGCUCGCCGAGCUUUUCACUCAGCUGAUAAUGACAUGUCUCUUCGCAGGGCCGCCUUACGUCGUGAGAGGCCACACAGGGGUUCGUAUGAAGCUGGAGAGUGGGUCAUGGUGUGGAAAGUGGUUUCCAACCAAGGAUCCUGGUAUGGCCCCGCAAAAGUCAUCCAACAGGAUGGUUCCAACGCAGUGUUUUGCAACAAUAUGGGAUCCAUCCUCAAAGCAGCACCCGAGCAUGUCAGACCUGUCAGCGCCGUAGAAGCUCGCCUGAUCCCCCUGGAUCAAAUUGCCGGUGACAACGGGCCGAGAAGUGAACACCGUGAUAUCCCAACCAUGGACAGAAAUGACUUAAGAGCACUGAUAGGAUCACUCCAGUAUGCAUCCGUGAACACGAGACCAGACCUGUCAAGCCGCUUAAGUUUUCUGCAGAGCGAAGUGAACAAAGCGACCGUGGAGACAGCAUUUAUCGGUGGCAUCAGUUGGGAUGCGUUGGUGCACAGCGGCCUUCCCUUGGCGUUGCUUUUCUUCUAUGAGAUUCUUUUCGGCAUAAUUUUUGCCACCAUCAUCUACACUCUGGAAGGCAGUAGCUACUCAGUAGCUGAAGAGUUCACUGGCCCCUACGUGGACUUGGCUACUGGAAAGCAGAUGCCGCCCAAAUACCCGAAAGGUGUCUUUGUGCGGCCAAAUAUCUGGAACAAUGGGGUCGAACCAUCCCCUUUCUACUCUAUACCUGCAUCUCUGUGGUGGGUGUUUACCACAACUACAACUGUGGGCUAUGGGGAUUCCGCGCCUACCACAUCUCUGGGCCAAUGCUUGGGUGUGUGCGUUUUCUACUUCGGCAUCAUUCUUCUCGCCUUGCCAAUUGGUGUAGUGAGCCAGAAUUUCGAGCGUGCCUACGAGAGAGCUCACAAGGGGGGACGGCGCAGACGAAUGACUUCGCUAAUUCAUAGAGCCUACACUAAUGCUCCUGAACCUCGGCGUGGAAGCAUCUUCUCCGAGCGGGAUCACUCGGUUUCACUAUCUACCAGCCACAGUCCAUUGGAAGGGCAGCCAAAGGGUGGCAUUCGUAGAUGGAUUUUUACCGUGCUGAACGAUCCCAACUCCAGCAUGCUGGCAAUGGCGCUGUCCUACAUCAGUUUUUCUCUGAUCAUCGUGACAACUAUUUCCUUGAUUUUGGAAUCCAUGCCGGCUUUCAGCUACACGCCGGAAGGAUGUGGUAUUGUCGAGCUCAGUGUUGAACUCUGCAAGCCAGAGCCAGAUGCAGCGUUUGCCACGAUAGAAGUCUCUGGAACCAUCUAUUUCACUGUGGAAUACGCGUUGCGAAUUCUCUUCGCACAUUCUGCCACGGAGCACGAGUUGGGACUGCUCCUGGGCUCUCACCCACUCUCUGGCUGGAAGAAAACGUUGAAGUAUGCGCUGCAGCCCUUGAAUGUCAUCGACCUGGUGGCUGUUGUGCCCUUCUACAUGCAAUUCAUCGGUCUUGGAGGCAGUGGUACGGGAGUAGUGCGAGUUGUGCGGCUUGUUCGUGUCUUCCGCGUACUGAAAUCACCGAAGAUGCGGACAUGUGUCGAUAUGAUCCUCACUAUCGUCUUCGAAGCUUUGCCCGGAAUUAUCUCAGUGUUCUCUCUUACCUGUUUGGUCUGCAUCAUGUUCGGCUCCUGCAUGUUCUUCGCGGAAGGCACCACGUAUUCAGUGGACCCAGAGUUGGUCGACAUGGAGGUCUAUCCGAUGGGCACGUACAUCCGGCCAACCAAAGAUGGAAUGGGUUGGGAGCCAACGCCAUUUCAAUCCAUUCUGCACACAGUGUGGUGGCUCCUCGACUUGCACCAAAAGGAUCCAAAAGGUUUUUCGCAACUGCCGGGGGCCCCGGCUUUUUCGGCCCGCGAUCAGUACAGCGGUUUCGGCAUCACCUCUUCCACGGGAGAUUUCGGGGUCAGCAUAUGUCAGCAUCCCGAGGCUGUGGAAGUUUCACCAGCCACAGGCAUGGCUGGAAGUGAAAUGGAGCCUGACAGAGGCUGGGAACACGUCAUGAAAGGCUAUUGUCAGCGGCCAAGCAUCAGUGCAGGAAGCCUAGCACACUUCAGCGAGGUCGUGCAGCUCAGCAAGAGAUGCGGAAGCCUUGGUGGCAGGGUUCUCAGAGCAUGCAUCACAUCUCCGCAUCACAUCUUGCAGUUUGCUGAGCUCACCUUCUCCUUCGGCUCCGUUACGGAUGCCACAGGUCAAGGCCCAGACUUGCUGAGCUUCAAGGUCACCAUCAUUGGUUUUGGCUCCUUGCUGAGCAAAAAGAGUGCGCUGCUGACGACGCCCAGUAUGCAGGGCUUCCAGUACGUCAAAGUGAAGGGCUUCCAACGGCAAUUUGCACAUCCUGCUCCAAUUUUCUUUGAGCGUGGAGAGUAUCCUGGAAUUGCCCGGCCAAAAACGAAGGAGAUUGCAUCGCUCUCGACAACGCCAAACCCUGAAAGCUCAUUUGUGGCAUGCGCCUAUCAGAUUCCCAAGUCUGAGUGGGAGCCUUUGGCACAACGUGAGGAGGAAUUUGAGUUCAUUGAAGCUGCCUUUGAAGCUUUAGAAGAGGGAGCGCCAAGUUUGGGCAGGAAUACCGGUCUGAUGUGUACCAGAUCGACAGAUGAUAAACUGCAGCAGCUGCCAAUAUGGCAACGCUAUGAAAAAUGCUUGAAGCCCGCUUUUGGAGAGGUAAAGGUUUGGUCUUGGGAGCCAGACUCUGGCAUUCGGCCAUGUCCAGUGUACUGCAGACAUUGUGUUCUAGCAACCCAGAAAGAAGGAGUUCCUGAGUAUGUGUCCAAGAGCUUCCUUGAUGAGACCUUCCUUGUGGAUGGGAAAACGACUUUGCGAGACUACUUGGACAAGAACCCACACGUGAUGGCAAGCGAACCGCCCGAGGAGUUUCGAGAAAGAUAUAGUGGCUGA
Cladocopium goreaui is the source of this 5799-nucleotide messenger RNA. NCBI's taxonomy places the organism in Eukaryota, Dinophyceae, Suessiales, Symbiodiniaceae. The record is from the annotation of a GenBank genome assembly.